Messenger RNA from Oldenlandia corymbosa var. corymbosa, 501 nucleotides. Lineage: Eukaryota; Viridiplantae; Streptophyta; Magnoliopsida; Gentianales; Rubiaceae. The record is from the annotation of a GenBank genome assembly.
AUGCCUAGAUUACCAAAAAGACCAUCAAAGGGUCGUCAAAAGAUCGAACUGAAGAAAAUAGAGGAUGAAGGAGACAGAUAUGCAACUUUCUCCAAGAGAAAACAUGGGAUUUUCAAGAGUGUCACUGAGCUUAUUACCUCUUGCAAAGCAAAUGUUGGGGUGAUUAUCUUUUCCCCAAAAAAUAAGCCCCAUUCUUUUUUCCAUCCCAAUAUGGAGAAGGUUGUCGAUCGUUUUCUCAAUGGAAACGAGUCGGUCGUAAGCAAUGUGGAUCGAGCCGCUGAUGAAAUGUUUCAAGAGAGAGAUAUGGCAAUGAACUUGAAGCUUGACCAGCUUGAUGUUGAUGAAGAGAUUCAGAAAGCUAGAUCCAAGCAACUAGAUGAGAUGAAUAUCCCGUACGAUGAUAAGGACUUGUUUGGAAAACAUAUUAAUGAAAUGGAUGCACAAAACUGUGGUUUCCUUAAGUCAUCAAUGUUAAACUUCAUAGCUCAAUUGAAUAAUUAG